Molecule: messenger RNA, 3648 nt
Organism: Arctia plantaginis
Lineage: Eukaryota; Metazoa; Arthropoda; Insecta; Lepidoptera; Erebidae
Source: the annotation of a GenBank genome assembly
AUGUCAACUGUUGGAAUUACAUCUAACAUAACUAUGGCUGGUGUAGACCCAUGGACUAUACAGCCACACGAGCAUGUCAAGUUCUCGGAGCAUUUCAAGAACCUGGGGCCGCUCAACGGAACCUUGACCGGAGAACAGGCUAAGAGGUUUAUGUUGCAGUCACAACUCCCACCGCCGAUUCUUGGACAAAUCUGGUCUUUGGCCGACACCAAUGCUGACGGGAAACUGGACUUGAAGGAGUUCUCUAUUGCAUGCAAGAUAAUAAAUCUAAAACUCCAUGGGAUCGAAGUGCCGAAGACCUUGCCACCAGCUCUUCUUGCCUCCCUGAGUCCCAUUGGCGCCCAAAAACCCCAAUUUCCACCAACAAAACCACCCAUCCCACCAAUGCCGGCCAUGUCCCCACAAUCUUUAAUUAGCGGUCUACCACCGCAGAACAAUCAAUCACUGUUAGGUGACUUAGUUGGGCCACCAUUGGUCAACACAACCCCACAACCACCACUCAUACCACCAAUGGUACCACCAGUAAAACCUUUAAUACCUAACACAGUCCCUGAUUUGAUAUCAGGGGUUAAACCACCCGGACCGAUGACACCUCUAACACAACCUCUGGUGGGCAGCGUACCAAUGGUUCCUUCACAACCAAUGACUCAACAACCAUUAAUACCAACAGGACAGCCAAUGAUACCACCAAUGAACGCACAACCGCUUACGGCACAAUCAUUAAUCGACGCACAACCAUUGGUUGCAACCUCACAACCAUUAAUGUCUUCGCAACCAUUGAUUUCUACACAACCAAUGAUACCGCCGCAGUCGAUGAUGGCUCAAAACCCGCCUUUGAUACCUCCACAACCGAUGGUUGCACAACAACCACCUAUGAUACCUCCGCAACCGUUAGGCGGACCGACUCCAAUGAUUCCUUCCUCACAACCGCAAAUUCCUGGAGGCACGACUAUGGGCUCGUUGAUAUCAAGCCCUCCGAAGCCAGGAGUCACAACCAUGGCUGGAAUGGGGCAACCAAUUACAUCUACCCCAAUCACUGCUAUUAAAAGUGAUAACACAUCCAAACCUGGUUCCGUAGUGGGUUCGGUGGUGACCAGCCCCACAGAAGUAAUGGGUGUGAUGUCCCCAUCAACAGUCGUCGAGUGGGGAAUUCCACAACCGCAGAAAUUGAAGUACACUCAGCUCUUCAACGCCACGGACCGCGCAAAGAAUGGGUCUGUGUCGGGGGCGCAGGCUCGCUCCAUCAUGCUCCAGUCGCGUCUCCCGCAGCAGGCCUUGGCGCAGAUCUGGGCCUUAUCUGACCUGGAUUCGGACGGCAAAUUGGGCUGUGAAGAGUUCGUGUUAGCAAUGUAUUUAUGUGAGAAGGCCACGCAAGGGGAGCCAGUGCCGGCUAAACUACCCCUGGAGCUCAUUCCCCCUACAUUCAGAAGAGAAUCAGUGACGUCAAAUACUAGUGCGAAGUCUUACGAAGAGAGAAGAAGAGAGAACAUGGCGCGUGGUCAGGCUGAGUUGGAGAGGAGAAGAACGCAGUUAGCCGACGCGCAGUUGAAGGAAAAAGCGGAAAGAGAACGCAAGGAAAGAGAAGAAGCUGAAAAGAGGGAGAAAAUACGUUUAGAAGCGCAAAAGAGGGAGCAAGAAGAAUUUUUAAGGAAACAGAAAGAGGAACAGGAAAAACGUGAAGCGGCCCGAAAAGAGAUGGAGAGACAGUGUCAGCUAGAGUGGGAGAAGAAAAGGACCCGUGAACUGGAAGCCAUGCGGACUGAAGAACAGACUAAAGUGUUAAGCAUGAAAGCGAAGAGUCAGGCUCUGUCAGCGGAACUGAGCACCGUGUCAGCUAAGGCCAGCAACUUAGCCAAAGACAUCAGGGAGACCAGGACUGCUGUGGCCUCGGCCAAGUGUACUAUAGAUGGCAUGAGGUCCGACCGCGACUCCAGUAUGGCGGAAAUGCAACAGCUCAAAGCUAAAGUCAAGGAGUUGAACGCCAAACAGAUCGCUCUGAACAAAGAAAAGGCGGAACUGGAUGCGAAGGCCAAAGCCUCAGAGGGCGCCGGUGAGGACGGAAAGUUGAAUAUGAUGGAAAUUACUCUCAAACAACUGAGAGAUAAGGUUGAGGCUGCUAAAGCUCUCGUAGAGUCCAAGAAACAGGAUCUGGAGACGAACAAGUCUUCUCUCUCUUCUCUGCACGAAACGGUAGCAUCUCUUGGCGAGAAGUGUGAUAGAGUGUGGCAGUUAUACGAGCAGAGACGACAAGAGUACGCUGCUAGGAGUUCAGCUCCCGCUGAAAGCGCUUGGCCGAGCGAUGAUGCAGCGUGGGGUACAACCAAUGACGCGUGGGGGGAACCAGCUGCUGCCGAAGAAGCUUGGGGUGAUGCUCCUGCUACUACAGCGACGGAGGCGGUUACGUCGGUUGGGGCGGUUGGUUCGGUUGGAGCAAUUGGAUCGGUUGGAGCAAUUGGAUCGGUUGGGGCGGCUGGUUCGGUUGGGGUGGUUGGGGCGGUCGGGACGUCUCCGCGCUGGCGCUGCGUGUACGAGUUCUCGGCGCGGACGGCCGAUGAACUCAGUCUACAGCCCGGAGAUGCGGUAUACGAUGCACCCCCUCCAAGGGGAGAUGCUGAACCCGGUUGGAGAUGGGGUACCGCUAGAGGUCAAUCGGGCUGGUUCCCUGAAUCAUAUGUGGAAGAUAUCAACGCUCCGGCAGUUUAUGCUGAGGUUAUUGAGCCAAUGGAGACCAAGACACAGCUUGAAGGUAUUGCUGAGGUGCCCGAGGCUGAAAUAUCAAACGAUUUGGGCGGCGCCAUGCCUGUUGUUGAAGGUGGUGACUUCUACAUAGCAGCCUAUCCUUACACCUCCACGGAGCCAGGUGACCUGACCUUCGAAGGGGGUGAGAGGAUCGAGGUGAUCAGACGUGAUGGAGACUGGUGGACCGGCAGGAUUGGCAUCAGAACUGGUAUCUUCCCAUCGAACUACGUGACCAAAGACACCACGACCACGGACAAUAUAGCGCCCAUCCCCGAGGCGGUGGAGCCCCCCUCUGAGGAGGGCCCCGCACCAGCUCCCCCAGCCCCACCACCAGCCUCGCCCCCCGCACAGGAACAAAAAUCUUCGACCCCAAUAUCAUCGGAGGUGGCUUCCAUCACAGACUCCGUCCCUCGGCCCGCGUCCGCCGCGCGAAGGGACAGCGGGAGGGACUCCGUCACGGGGCGGAAGAAGAACGAGAUCGCCCAGGCCAUAGCCAACUAUACAGCUUCCAGCACGGAACAGCUCUCCCUGACCAGGGGUCAACUCCUGGUUGUGAGGAAGAAGGCUGACAGCGGCUGGUGGGAGGGAGAACUGCAGGCUAAGGGUAGGAACCGUCAAGUCGGAUGGUUCCCCGCAAGCUAUGUUAAGAUACUACAGUCCUCUGGGCGCACAUCAGGUCGAACGACUCCAGUUCUAUCCAAGAUGGACACCCUCCCUGCUGAGACCGUCAUUGACAAGGUUAUAGCCCUAUACCCCUACACGGCUCAGAACGCAGACGAGCUGAGCUUCGAGAAGGACGAUAUCAUAGCCGUGACCGACAGGAGCCAGGACCCCGCUUGGUGGCAAGGAGAACUAAGGGGCAUGACCGGCCUAUUCCCAAGCAACUACGUCACAAAAUUAGUCAACUAA